AUGAACGAACAACACAAUGUCAAUGAGGAAAAAGAGAAAUUUCCUCUUGAAGAGAUCAAACAAGGUUUAAAAAGCAAGGGGUUUCAAUAUGUUAUGCCUGUUGGUAACGGAAGCGAUGGUCGAGUUGUUCAAGCCAAGAAAUUCGAUGAAAAAGAGAAAAUUGAGUACGCCAUCAAGAUUCUUCUUGAUACUAUGAAUGAUGAAAAGGCGAAAUACAGGAAACGAGAAUUGUACGCUCUCAAAGCAAAUAAAGAUUCUCAUCAGAAUAUUGUCAAAUAUUACGAAUAUUGGAACACCUCACUAAAUAAACGUCAAUUUCUGUUUAUUCAAAUGGAGCUCUGUCGACUUAACUUGGAAGCGUUCGUCUAUAAGAACGAGAUGGGUAAUGCAGAAAUUAUCAAAGCUCAAGGUCCGCCACGAUUUUAUCAACACGCUUUUCCGCAGCUUUUGAAAGGUCUAUAUUUUAUCCACGAAACAAUGGGAUGGGUACAUCGCGAUCUUCACCCCAGUAAUAUUCUCAUAGCAAAUCCAAAUCCACAACGAAUCAGUGACAUUGUUGUCAAGAUCGCUGAUUUUGGUCGUGCCAGGGAAAUUCGUUCGAUAUUCGACGCAUCUGCAUCACUCACUGAUGCCUCGAAACUGGAAAAGCUAUCUACUGAAGUAGGGAAUAAACUAUUCAGAGCGCCUGAACUGAAUACUCAAGAUUAUGAUUACAAAGUAGAUUUAUACAGCGCAGGAAUCGUACUGUACUUUCUCAGCUGUUACCUUGAAGAUAAAGAGCAAUGGAAAAACGAGAUUAAGGCAUUUAGAAAUGGGGAACGUCGUUCUGAAGAUUUGUUCCACCAAGACGACAAGCAUCUAGUCAGCCUGAUACAGUCGCUUUUACAAGAGAAAGAAAAACGUCCGACCGCCGAAGAAGCCUUAAAGACUGCCAACAAACUUGGCGAAACCAAGGAACCUGUAGAAUCCCAGAUACUUGUUGAAUCCAAGAAACCUGUUGAAUACACAAACACGGGCAGUCGUGCACCCCAAGUUUUCGUGAAGAAAGAUGGUGAAACAGCCGCGUAUCGAUUCCCGAGAAAAGAGUAUACCUUGUCUAGUUUAAAAGCAGAAGUGGAGAAGUGCACUGGUGUCAAAGCCGAGUCUCAAUUACUACGUCAAAGUACAACUAUGCCUGAAGCAAAACUAGUUAACAUAAUACCAGACGAAAUUUUUCAAAACAUUUUUGACAGUGCCAGUAUAGGAGGAAAACCAAUCCACAUCAAUGUUUCAGACUCCACAUAUACUGUCAAUCGUGAAGAGAAGAGAUUUCGGGUAAAAAAAGAAGGCGAGUUGGUCUGGAAACGAUGCUCAACGAAAGACUACACCUUAUCCAGUUUACAAGCAGGAAUAGAGAGUUGCAUUGGCGUUAAAGCCAAGUCUCAAUUAAUAAGUCAACAGACAUCAAUAGGACUGACUGCCAUAAAUUCUGACAGUGAUGUUCAAAGCCUGUUUACCAGUCCCAGUAACGAAAAAGGACAGCCAAUCUGCGUCAUCGUUUCAGACUCCAAUCGUAAAGAGAAGAAAUUCCGAGUAAAAAAAGAAGGCGAGUUGGAUUGGAAUCGAUGCUCAACGAAAUAUGAUACGUUAUCCAGUUUACAAGCAGAAAUACAGAAUUGUAUUAACAUCAAACCAGAGUUACAGGUAUUAAAACAACAGACAACAAUAUACGGCAAAGAUCGAGAGAUUGGCAUAACGUCUGAUGGAGAUGUCAAAAGUAUAUUUGAAGCAGGGGAUCUAGUUGAUAUCAUUGUUUCGAAAAAAUUAUCACCAAACAAGCUCCCCGCAAACCUUGGUAACCGUGAAGCGAAUAACUUCUUAUUAACAAAAAUCGACAAUUUGUGGGAUUCGGAACUAUGUUCGAUAGAAGACGAUACCUUAUCAAGUUUGAAAGCAAAAAUAGAGAGUUGCACUGGCGUUAAAGCCCAUUUACAAAUACUAUAUCAGGAGACAACUAUAAAUAAGAGACCUUGUCGGAUUGCCAUAACGUGUGAUGAUUAUGUUAAAAAGAUGUUUAAGGCUGCCGAGAAAGUUGAUAUCAUUCUUUCACAAAAUCAGUUACCACAAAGCGAGCUCAUGUUUUUUAUAAAGAAAGCUGGUGAAGCGGCCUUGGAGCGGUGCUUGAUCAAAACCGAUGCCUUAAACUUAUCGAGUUUAAAAGAAGCAAUAGAGAGCUGCAUCGAAGUCAAAACCGAUUCACAAGUACUAUGUUACAAGACAGUUUUAAGUGGUGAAAUUCAAGAAAUUAAUAUAAAAUCUGAUCAACUUGUUCAAUGCAUGUUUCUUGAGAGUACUGAGCCCAUUGUUGUCACUGUUUCACAAAAAAAUGAUGCGAGCCUGGACAUGUAUCAGUAA
Molecule: messenger RNA, 2394 nt
Organism: Paramuricea clavata
Lineage: Eukaryota; Metazoa; Cnidaria; Anthozoa; Malacalcyonacea; Plexauridae
Source: the annotation of a GenBank genome assembly